CCCCGGUGCUGCAGCGGCGGCCCCGCCCGCCCCCCCGCCCCGGGACCGGCCCGGGCACCCCGGCCAUGGAGACCCGAGCGGCCGGGCCGGGGGGGGCCGGCUACAACGAGGCCUUGCUGCACAAGACGAUCCUGGUCGGAGACAGCGGCGUGGGCAAAACAUCUCUGCUGGUCCAGUUUGACCAGGGCAAGUUCAUUCCUGGCUCCUUCUCCGCCACCGUGGGCAUUGGUUUUACGGUGAUGUUACUUGGAGACUCAGGCGUGGGGAAAACCUGUUUCCUGCUCCAGUUCAAAGACGGGGCCUUUCUCUCCGGGACGUUCAUAGCCACCGUGGGCAUAGAUUUCCGGAACAAAGUGGUGGCGGUGGAUGGUGUGAAGGUGAAGUUGCAGAUCUGGGACACGGCAGGCCAGGAGCGUUUCCGCAGCGUCACCCAUGCCUACUACAGGGAUGCCCAAGCCCUGCUCCUGCUCUACGAUAUCACCAGCAAGAUGUCCUUCGACAACAUCCGCGCCUGGCUGACAGAGAUCCAUGAGUACGCCCAGAAGGACGUGGUCAUCAUGCUGCUGGGCAAUAAGGCUGAUGUGAGCAGCGAGAGGGCUGUGAGGACGGAGGAUGGAGCAUCGCUGGCCAGGGAGUACGGGGUGCCCUUCAUGGAGACGAGCGCCAAGACAGGCAUGAACGUGGAGCUGGCCUUCCUGGCCAUUGCCAAGGAGCUGAAACAGCGCGCGGUGCAGCCGCCGGACGAGCCGCGCUUCCAGAUCCACGACUACAUCGAGUCGCAGAAGAAGAAAUCCAGCUGCUGUGCCUUCGCCUAAGAGCGGCAGGGAGGAGCCAGCAGCCCCAGGGGCGCAGGCAGGCAGGAGGCAGAGCAGGGCCCAAUCCUGCCCUCAAGGGUCCGAGGGAAGCAGGCUCUGCCAAGCCAAGCGUGGACAGGACAGUACAGCGGCGCACGAGGAGAGCCAUCGCCCCGGCACGGGGAUCACGGGGCCGGAUCCUGCCGCCCUGUGGGGCAACGCCUGGAGCUUACUGCGUGCCCCCAGGGAAUAACUGCGGUGUGAUGACUGCCAGCCCGGCCAGCGAGCCACGGGGAUGCUUCCAUCACCCGAGCAGGAUGCAGGAUACGGCCCCACGCCGAGGGCCCUUCGGUGCAGCUGGAGGGGCCGUGUGUGUGCCAUGGAUGAGCCCCCGUGCAGCCCCCAGCCCUUUCGUCUCCUUCAGCCAUCCCGGAUGAAAGAGCCUGAUCCAGCCCCCAUGUCCCCGGUGCUGCCGGGCUCUGGCUUCCCUCUGCCCCACGCCGGGGUGCAGCCGGUGCCCACGCUCGGCCGUGGCUCCUCGCCGCUGUGGUUGCUGCUGUCGGCUUUUAUCCUCCUGCCACCACGAGGGCAGCGAUGUCCCCGUUGUGUCCCUGUUCCUCCAGAGGGAAGGGCCAGGAUGGGGAAGCAUCCAGCCAAGCCUGCUCCCUGCCCGUGCAGCUGGCAGGAGAAAUAAAACUCCCCUGGGAGCACCCGGGUGAUGUUUGGGGCACUUCCUGUACACACGGCAAUUUGGAAAAACCUUUAUUUCUCCCCUCUCGUAGCCACAGGAUUAGAGAUUUUUUUUUAAUGAGAAAAAAACUUUUCAAUCCAGACAAAACCAUCUCUGGCUUCACAUAGGCUGGAGUUGGUGGGGAGGAGGUGCCCGCAGUGGCCUGGGGCUGCUGUGCCUGCUGGCUCCCAGGGCGGACUGGGUUUCUCCCAUCCCUGCACGUGUAACACAACUGUUUCUUCCCGCUGUUGGCAAAUAGCAGCUGAAACCCACUCUCUGGAGACCAGAUGCUUGAGAUGCUUCAGCCAGCAAACUCUGCUACAUUGGGCACCAGCGGGGCGCAGGGUGCAAGACUUGGGCCCCGCAUUGCUGCACGUCCCCGGCGCUCAGCCUGGCCCUGCCGACCCCUCAAGCACGCUGCCGGCUCCCCCAAGCACUACCUGGGGUGGUGAGACAGGGAAUAUUUGGUCACGUAGCUGAAGAGCUGAUGUGAAGGGCAGCUGCGGAGGGUAUGGCACUGCUGCAUGUAGGAGUUGGGGACUGUCCGGCACAUCCGUCCCUGUCAGCAUCUUCCCUGGCCCUGCGCCCGAGCCGCUUGUCUCCCACCUGCCCCGGUGCCUCCUUCGCCUCAGCUCUGCUCCCAGGUCUCUCUUUGCAAGUUUACAGAUUAAAGCUGGGUAUUUUUGA
Tyto alba (common barn owl) is the source of this 2211-nucleotide messenger RNA. RefSeq names its product RAB37, member RAS oncogene family (gene RAB37). Gene Ontology annotation, molecular function: GTPase activity; GTP binding. NCBI's taxonomy places the organism in Eukaryota, Metazoa, Chordata, Aves, Strigiformes, Tytonidae. The record is from RefSeq and is a predicted model, not a curated record. The transcript has 10 exons. Bases 66 to 815 code for a protein of 249 amino acids. Gene Ontology annotation, cellular component: endosome; Golgi apparatus.